GCUAACUCAAACUUAGAGGCUAUGCCAUUACUCUUCUGGUAUACAUGUCGGACGGCUUUGAAACGAAACGGCGGAUCCAAGCGACAGACCCGUCCCAGACGAGUACAGGAAUUACAAGCCGAGGCGCCCGCGCGAGUGGUGCAUCGAAUAUGACGAACCCGACAACGUUCACAUCCUCGUCCGAUUCUCAUGGCAGGCUGUGGGGCAAGAGGCCCUUAGCGUUCAGCGCUGCGGGGAAAGGACAACAAACGGACAGGGACAUCGGCGGGCUAAGGAGAUUCAUCCAGCCUACUGGACAGGAGGACGAGAUUGACGGCGAGUGUGGCCUGAUGGGGGAGGGAUGGGAUGAGAACACGACAGAGGAGAGGAGGACGGGUAUGGCUGCGAGGUGA
Aspergillus costaricaensis CBS 115574 is the source of this 392-nucleotide messenger RNA. RefSeq lists its product as uncharacterized. Bases 45 to 392 code for a protein of 115 amino acids. The transcript has a single exon. NCBI's taxonomy places the organism in Eukaryota, Fungi, Ascomycota, Eurotiomycetes, Eurotiales, Aspergillaceae. The record is from RefSeq and is a predicted model, not a curated record.